Messenger RNA from Exophiala dermatitidis NIH/UT8656, 624 nucleotides. RefSeq lists its product as uncharacterized. The coding region runs from base 1 to 624 and encodes 207 amino acids. The transcript has 2 exons. The record is from RefSeq and is a predicted model, not a curated record. Lineage: Eukaryota; Fungi; Ascomycota; Eurotiomycetes; Chaetothyriales; Herpotrichiellaceae.
AUGGGCGUAAAGCGGAGUGCCGAAGAUGCUGGCAGUGCCGCAGCAGAACCUGACAAGAAGAAGAAAAAGGGCUUCUCCGUCGGACCAGCGAAUCUUCCGGAUGGAACAUAUCGACGAAAGACCCAAAAAAUCAAGCGCGACUUGAUCCAGAAAGCCAAGGUCAAGAAAGCCUACGCAAAAGUGAAGGCUCAAGAGGAAGCCGCCCAGGAUAACUCCGUAUCGAGAACGUUGGCCAGCAAUGCCGAAAAUGCCCCAGUCGAUCAACCUCCUGCGAGCCUUGAACUUCAUCCUGAACGGCAGGCAAUGCUUGACGCCCCCGAGGUUCCCCAAGAACAGGAGAGACGACCGAGAGAAGGACGCUCGCAGCGUAAGCCUCGCGAUUCCGACCAACAGACCCGGCAGCGCAGACCAAAGCAAUCGCGGUACAAGAAAGAGAUGGAACUAGCUGCUCAGCACAAAUUGCAACUUGAAGCGAAACGCAGGGCCCGCGAAGCUCGAGAGCAAGAGCGCAAGGCCAUGGCGAAGGCUAAGCGGCCUGGAAAGGAUGGAAAGGCGAAACUAGGAAAGCAAGGGACUGUCCUGUUGCAUCGAAUUCGACGUAUGACUGAGGAGGGCAAGAUAUGA